AUGGCCAAGAUCUUCUUAACCGGUGCUUCGGGCUACAUUGGUGGCGAUUUCCUCUAUCUUAUCAACAAACUGCACCCCGAAUACCAAGUGAAGGCCUUGGUACGAGGUGCUGCCAAAAUUGAAGCUGUCAAGGAGGCCUUCGAUAGCAAUCAAGUCCAAGUAGUGGAGGGAGAUUUGGAUGAUUCCAGUCUCAUUUCUCGAGAAACAAGCGGAGCCGACAUUGUCAUCAAUCUAGCCGCUUCAGGACAUCUCCAAAGCGUAGAAGCAAUCCAUAAGGCUCUAUCUCCUAAAUCUAGAGAUCCCAGGCCCCCCUACUGGAUACAAAUAUCCGGAGGGAGUGUUGUAGCCGCGGCGGAGGUGACGGACAAGACUCGAAUCUCUGGUACAGGUAGCGAUGUUACCUGGGAUGAUCUUCUGGAUCUUGAGGCCUUGAAAACCUUCAUCAAGAAGUAUCCUUAUCGCAAAGUCGAUAAUUAUAUGCUGGACGUGGCUACCACUGCUCCUCACAUUAACACUGCUGUCGUCAUCCCUCCCAUGAUCUAUGGGCCCGGUCGUGGCCCGGUAAAUCAGAGGAGCGUGCAGCUCCCCGACCUUGCCAGAGAAACCUUGAAGCGUCGUCGAGCGUUUCAAGUUGGGCCUGGCGAGAGCCGUUGGAGCUCCAUCCAUAUUCGAGAUCUGAGCCAAGUCAUUGUCUGCCUUGUUGAGAAGGCAGUGGAGGGUAGGAAAGAAGAGAACCUCUGGGGGCCAAGAGGGCUAUAUUUCACUGGCGUAGGGGAGUUGUCAUUGGCGGAAAUAUCUACACGGAUCGCAUCAGCGGCAGCGAGCGCCAAACUUUUAUCUGACACGUCGGUUGAAGAGCUCGACGCAGAUCAGUUUGAAAGUCUUCUGCCUCACGGCAAUGUGUUGUAUGGAACCAACGUUCGAUAUGGGGCCAGCAGAGCUCGAAGGUAUCUCGACUGGGAACCUGAGGAAGAAAGUCUGGAGGAAACCAUUUCAGCGACGGUGCAAGCGGAGGCUAAGAAUCUUGGGCUUGUCCGUACGAGCGAGAGUCCUACUCGUCUCUAA
Messenger RNA from Clonostachys rhizophaga, 1065 nucleotides. The record is from the annotation of a GenBank genome assembly. Lineage: Eukaryota; Fungi; Ascomycota; Sordariomycetes; Hypocreales; Bionectriaceae.